This is a messenger RNA of Knipowitschia caucasica, 393 nucleotides long. The record is from the annotation of a GenBank genome assembly. Lineage: Eukaryota; Metazoa; Chordata; Actinopteri; Gobiiformes; Gobiidae.
AUGCAACUGUUGUUAGAGGAAGACUCGGCCAAAGAAAGGAGUGUGUGUGGAGGAGAGAGGAGGAGGGAGAGAGGAGGUGGAGAGAGGAGGAGAGAGGACAGAGAGGAGGAGAGAGAGAGGAGCACAGAGAGGAGGAGGGAGAUGGAGAAGAGGACAAAGAGGAAGGAGAGGAGGACAGAGAAGGGGAGAGAGAUGGAGAGAGGAGGACCAAGAAGGAGAGAGGAGGACAGAGAGGAGGAGAGAGGAGGACAGAGAGGAGGAGAGAGGAGGAGAGGAGGAGAGAGAGAGGAGCACAGAGAGGAGGAGAGAGAUGGAGAAGAGGACAAAGAGGAAAGAGAGGAGGACAGAGAAGGGGAGAGAGAUGGAGAGAGAAGCACCAAGGAGGAGAGAUGA